AUCACAACGGAAACGAAACAAGCCCCCAAAAACAGAGAUUAGGCCCAAACAGAAACAAAGCUCAAAGAAGAAGAAAACCCUAGCAGCAGAGAAACUGUUGAAGUCGUCGUCCCCAUCGCCGCACUGCUGAGCCAAACGGAUGAACGGCCGCAGGGAUCCAGAAGAAGAUAAGGUCAAGCAAAAAACCUCCCAACACAGAACCUCCAACAGAUGCACGAGAUAAACCAAAAGACAGCCCAAAAAGUGCAGGACACGAAUGCUCCAUCAUCCUCCACGAACCCAACAUCGCCGCACCGCUUUUACGUUGCAUUAGGCGAGUCGGUAGCUGACCAUCUGCUGUGGAUAUUGUCCCUGUCAGAUGUCAAUGGCUGCUCCUUCCUCUUCCUCAUUGAAAUACAACGUCUUCCUGAAUUUCAGAGGCGUAGACACUCGCAAGAUCUUCGUCGGCCAUCUCUACAGAGCUCUGGAUCAGAAAUUAAUCACCUUCAUCGACGCCGAAGAGAUCAGAAAAGGCGACGAUCUUUUGCAGCUCCUCUCAGCUAUCGAAGAGUCGAGGAUUUCGAUCGUGGUUUUCUCCCAGAACUACGCUUCUUCGACGUGGUGCUUGAAAGAACUGGUCAAAAUCCUGGCGUGCAUGGACGCAAAGAAGCAGAUAGUGGUGCCGAUUUUCUACGAAGUUGAUCCAUCUGAAGUUCGUAAGCAAAAGAAAAUUUUUGCAGAAGCUUUUGCUCAACACGAACGCGAAUCGAACGCCGACAUGGAAGAGGUGGAGAGCUGGAGGUCCGCGGUAACCAGAGCUGCCAAUUUAUCCGGCUGGGAUUCGCGAAAAUACGAGGAUGAUGCCAAGCUUAUUGAGGAAAUUGUGGAUGACAUAUAUAAGAGAUAUAUCCAAGUCUCGCCAAGCAAAGAUAAUGGCUUGGUUGGAAUGGAUUACCACAUAGAUGCAGUGAAUUCACUAUUACGUCCUGGGGUGGAUGAUGUUUUCACUGUUGGAAUAUGGGGUAUGGGAGGUAUAGGCAAAACCACCAUCGCUCGCGCUGUUUAUGAUGGAAUCGCAUGUCAAUUUGAAGCUUGCUGCUUUCUCGAAAAUGUCAAGGAAGGCUUCUCGAAGAAUGGUGCAGUACAUAUGCAAGAAAUGCUUCUUUCUAGAAUCUUGAAGCAGGAAAAGGUGCAGAGUUUAGGCACGUUGGAAAGGCUACAAAGGCUACAAAGGAAAAAAGUUUUCAUUGUUCUUGAUGACGUUGAUGAAUUAUCCCAAAUCGAAGCCUUACUUGGAAAGCAGCAUUCAUUUGGUGGUGGAAGUCGGGUCAUUAUAACAACUAGAGAUAAACAAUUAUUAAGUGGAGCUGGUGCUGUAUAUAAGCCCGAGAACUUAAGUGAGCCAGAAGCUCUUAAACUCUUCUACCAGUAUGCCUUCAGAACAAUCCAACCCACCCGAAAUUAUGGUCAGCUCUCAAGGCGUGCCAUACAAUAUGCCCAAGGUCUGCCUUUAGCACUCAAAGUGUUGGGAGCUUUUCUUGAUAACAAAACUGUGCCCGAGUGGGAAGAUGAGUUGGAAAAAAUAAGGAAAAUCCCGCAAAAGGGAAUUCAUAAUGUGCUUAAAACGAGCUUUGAUGGACUAGAUGAGUCAGACAAGGACAUCUUUCUAGAUAUUGCAUGUUUCUUGAAAGGAAUGGAUAUAGACAGUGCAAAAAAAAGUCUGGACAGUUGUGGCUUAUAUCCCCAUCGUGGAAUAAGAGUUCUAAUCGACCGAGCUCUCAUAUCUGUGUCAAAGUGGGGGGAACUGGUGAUGCAUGAUUUACUAGAGGAAAUGGGUCGGGAAAUCGUUCGCCAAGAAUGUAUCAAAGAGCCUGGGAGAAGAAGUAGGUUGUGGAGUUAUGAAGAUGUUCGUCAUGUGCUGACUCAAAAAACAGCUACAGAAGCAAUUGAAGGCAUAAUCCUGGAUUCAGCAAUCUUUAAAGAGAGAUGCUCAAAUACUGAAGCAUUUGUUAGUAUGACAAAACUAAGACUGCUCAUGAUACGUGAUGGUUACUUUGACGAAUAUGGGUUUGUAUCCGAGGAUUCAUUUGACAGUCAAACUUCAACUGAAGCAGAAGAUGAGCUUGCAUUCGGGGAUUCAUUUGACAAUCGAGCUCCACAUGAUUGCUUCAUAAAACACUGGAUUGCGGACUUAAAGUUCCAAAGUUCUCAGUUGAGGUGUCUCAUCUGGCGUGGUUGCCCCCUCAAGUCUUGGCCAUCCAACUUCCAGUUCAAGAAUCUUGUAAACCUUGACAUGAGCAAUAGUCGCAUCGAACAACUUUGGACAGGAGCUGAGCCUCUGGAAAAGUUGAAAUUCAUCAAUUUAAGUUAUUGUGAAAGCCUUAAGAAAACCCCCGACUUCACAAAGGCUACAAGUCUUAAGGAACUAAAUCUCAAAGGUUGUACAGAGUUAUAUGAGGUUGACCCAUCCAUUUCAGCUCUGAAAAACCUUGCUAUAUUGAAUCUAGGAGACUGUGAAAAUCUUAAGAGCCUUCCGGGCAUCAUUCGUAUGGGAUCUCUUCAAACCCUUGAUCUUUCUGGUUGCUCAAACCUUGAGAAGUUUCCUGAGAUUUCGGAAGUUAUGGAGGAGCUGUCAGAGCUUUAUUUAGUUGGGACUGCAAUUAAAGAACUGCCUUCUUCAAUUAAUAAACUCACAGGCCUCACUGUUUUGGACCUAUCUCAGUGUCGAGAACUCAAGAGCCUGCCGAGCAGCAUUCAUAUGGGAUCUCUUCAAACCCUUAAACUUUCUGGUUGCUCAAACAUUGAGAAGUUUCCAGAUAUUUCAGAUGUUAUGGGGAAUCUAUCAAAGUUAUAUUUAGAUAGCACUGCCAUUAAAGAACUGCCUUCGUCAAUUAAUAAACUCACGGGCCUUACUUUUUUGGACCUAAGAGGCUGUGAAAAUCUUAAGAGCCUUCCGGGCAUCAAUCAUAUGGGAUCUCUUCAAACCCUUAAUCUUUCUGGUUGCUCAAACCUUGAGAAGUUUCCUGAGAUUUCGGAAGUUAUGGAGGAGCUGUCAGAGCUUUAUUUAGUUGGGACUGCAAUUGAAGAACUGCCUUCUUCAAUUAAUAAACUCACGGGCCUUACUCUCUUGGACCUAAGACGCUGUGAAGAACUGAAGAGCCUGCCGAGCAGCAUUCAUAUGGGAUCUCUUCAAACUCUUAAUCUUUCAGGUUGCUCAAUGCUUGAGAAGUUUCCAGAUAUUUCAGAUGUUAUGAAGAAACUAUCAAGGUUAUAUUUAGACAAGACUGCAAUUAAAGAACUGCCUUCGUCAAUUAAUAAACUCACAGGCCUCACUGUUUUGGACCUAUCUCGGUGUCGAGAACUCAAGAGCCUGCCGAGCAGCAUUCAUAUGGGAUCUCUUCAAACCCUUAAUCUUUCUGGUUGCUCAAACCUGGAGCAGUUUCCAGAUAUUUCAGGUGUUAUGGAGAAGCUAUCAGAGCUUUAUUUAAACGAGACUGCAAUUAAAGAACUGCCUUCGUCAAUUAAUAAACUCACAGGCCUCACUGUUUUGGACCUAUCUCGGUGUCGAGAACUCAAGAGCCUGCCGAGCAGCAUUCAUAUGGGAUCUCUUCAAACCCUUAAUCUUUCUGGUUGCUCAAACCUGGAGCAGUUUCCAGAUAUUUCGGGUGUUAUGGAGAAGCUAUCAGAGCUUUAUUUAGACGAGACUGCAAUUAAAGAACUGCCUUCGUCAAUUAAUAAACUCACGAGCCUUACUAUUUUGGUCCUAAGAGGCUGUCGAGAACUCAAGAGCAUGCCAAGCAGCAUUCAUAUGGGAUCUCUUCAAACCCUUAAUCUUUCUGGUUGCUCAAACCUGGAGCAGUUUCCAGAUAUUUCAGGUGUUAUGGAGAAGCUAUCAGAGCUUUAUUUAGACGAGACUGCAAUUAAAGAACUGCCUUCGUCAAUUAAUAAACUCACAGGCCUCACUGUUUUGGACCUAUCUCGGUGUCGAGAACUCAAGAGCCUGCCGAGCAGCAUUCAUAUGGGAUCUCUUCAAACCCUUAAACUUUUUGGUUGCUCAAACUUUGAGAAGUUUCCAGAUAUUUCAGAUGUUAUGGGGAAGCUAUCAAAGCUUUAUUUAGGUGGGACUGCCAUUAAAGAACUGCAUUCGUCAAUUAAUAAACUCACGGGCCUUACUGUUUUGAACCUAAGAGGCUGUCGAGAACUCAAGAGCCUGCCGAGCAGCAUUCAUGUAGGAUCUCUUCAAACCAUUAUUCUUUCGGGCUGCUCAAUGCUUGAGAAGUUUCCAGAUAUUUCAGAUGUUAUGGAGAAGCUAUCAGAGCUUCAUUUAGAUGGGACUGCUAUUAAAGAACUGCAUUCAUCAAUUAAUAAACUCACGGGCCUUACUAUUUUGAACCUAAGAGGCUGUCAAGAACUCAAGAGCCUGCAGAGCAGUAUUCAUAUCGGAUCUCUUCAAACCCUUAAUCUUUCUGGUUGCUCAAACCUUGAGAAGUUUCCAGAGAUUUCAGAUGCUAUGGAGAAUCUAUCAGAGUUAUAUUUAGAUGGGACUGCCAUUAAAGAACUGCCUUCAUCAAUUAAUAAACUCACGGGCCUUACUGAUUUGAACCUAUCUUGGUGUCAAGAACUCAAGAGCCUGCCGAGCAGCAUUCAUAUGGGAUCUCUUCAAACCCUUAUUCUUUCGGGUUGCUCAAUGCUUGAGAAGUUUCCAGAUAUUUCAGAUGUUAUGGAGAAUCUAUCAGAGUUAUAUUUAGAUGGGACUGCCAUUAAAGAACUGCCUUCGUCAAUUACUAAACUCACGGGCCUUACUGUUUUGAACCUAUCUGGGUGUCAAGAACUCAAGAGCCUGCCGAGUAGCAUUCAUAUGGGAUCUCUUCGAACCCUUAUUCUUUCGGGUUGCUCAAUGCUUGAGAAGUUUCCAGAUAUUUCAGAUGUUGUGGAGAAGCUAUCAAGGUUAUAUUUAGAUGGGACUGCCAUUCAAGAACUGCCUUCGUCAAUUAAUAAACUCACGGGCCUUACUGUUUUGGACCUAUCUGGGUGUCAAGAACUCAAGAGCCUGCCGAGCAGCAUUCAUAUGGGAUCUCUUCAAACCCUUAAUCUUUCUGGUUGCUCAAAACUUUGAGAAGUUUCCAGACAUUUCAGAUGUUAUGGAGAAGCUAUCAAAGUUAUAUUUAGAUGGGACUGCAAUUAAAGAACUGCCUUCUUCAAUUAGAAAUCUUCCAGGUCUUGUUACGUUGAACGUAAGAGAUUUUAGAAAACUCAAGUCUCCCAAGCAGCAUUUGUGAUCUCAAGGCCCUUCACUAUCUUAGUCUUUCUGGUUGCCCAAAGUUUGAGGUGUUGGAAUUAUUGGGUAUUGCUCAUUUAUCAUUAUUGAGUACAUUAGAACUCUGCAGAAACAAUUUUGAGAGCUUGCCUGCGGAAAUGAAUUGGCUUCAUUGGUUAACAAGUCUCAAAUUGGAAGGUUGCAAGGGACUGAAAUCAAUACCAGAGAUUUCAUCAACUAUAAGGUUCAUAGAUGCCCAUGAUUGCACGGCUUUGGUAUCUGUUUCAAGACCAAGCAAGUUUUUUCCGAAGAAUCUUUACUUGACAUUUUCAAACUGCUUCCAGCUGGUGCAAAAUCUAUUUGAAGAUGUUGUGGAAGCUCAUCAGGUCUCUCUCUCUCUCUCUCUACGUGCAAAAGUAUGAAACAUAUCUAAUGCAAGUCCAGUUUACCUUUGUUUUCAUUCUGCAGGGUAAUCCGCAACCUCUUUCCUUGUUUAUGUAUCUUCCUGGAAGUAAACUUUCAGAUUGGUUCAGCCAUCAGUGUAGCAGAUCUUCCGUAACUGUGCAUCUACCACCAGUCUUGGAUCAUAAGAUUUUAGGAUUCGCUGUGUGCGGUGUUACUAAGUUCAAGUAUGCACAUUAUGCAUCUGAUCUAUCUGCUCUGUGUUUUUGUACCUUCAAAGGAGAGCAUGCAUGGCGAGCGCGGUUUCUGCUUUGAUUUGCUUGAUUUGAGCAUCACAAGAGGCAGGUUACUUGAGUCAGAUUAUGUGAUUCUGGGGCACCAGUUCAGCAGCAUCGCGUCAGAAGGAGUGGAGUUCGUCUCUUUUAUGCCAACUGUGAGGAGGUGCAUAAUCUCUUUUAUGCCAAUUGUGAGAGGAAGCUAAUUGUAAGCCCGUGUGGUCCCUUUUAUCCCAAAUUUGAGGUGGUGCGUUAUUGAAGCAUGAUACAGCCGGAUCAAUUCCACUUUCAAGAACAACACUAUCAUCAUGAGAAUUCUGAAGCCGAACUUCGUGCUUUUGGCAAAUCAAUGGUAAGAGUUGCACAUUCUGAGAGGAACCGUGAAGGGUGUUGCUAUAACGAGGGUGAACAAAAUGGAAGUGAUACCUCUGACGCAGAGGAUUUGUAUUCUAAAAGAUUGGUACUUCCUGAUGGGGCAAAGGAAAACUGAAGAGAACAAUCCCUCUGUGUUGGAUUUGAUGGCUCAGUCCUGUUGGGUCUCAACACUUUCUACGCGGACCUAAAACCAAACUGUUGUGGCUCUUUAGUUGGCAUAUGCGGAUCCCAUGCUAGGUCUCUUUAGUGCUCGUAUUUAAAGCCUCGCAUUGUGUCGAAUUUGGAUGAGACGGUGGGAAAUGUGAAUACAAGCAGCUGCACUAGUGUAAAGGAAAGAGAAGAGCCGACACCCAAUGGAAGAGAGAAGUAAAAUGGGGAGCUGCUGCGUUUAAGGUUCUGUAAGAGUGAAACCAAUUAGCGAUUGUUGUAGUUGUAGAGAAACAAAUAUUUUGUUUGUAAUUCGUUUUUUCCCUCUUCUAUUUGUGAGUGUAUCUGGGUGUAUUUUGGGUUUGAGUUUGAGAGUACUCUUUGUAAUCUCCUUUUCCUUUUGUUUAUUAGUGAAACUUCCUUGCUGUCCC
Molecule: messenger RNA, 6866 nt
Organism: Malus domestica (apple)
Lineage: Eukaryota; Viridiplantae; Streptophyta; Magnoliopsida; Rosales; Rosaceae
Source: RefSeq, a predicted model, not a curated record